AUCUAGCCUACUCCCCUGUACACAAAGUACACAGGAAUUGGCAGCGUAGAAGUACACCUCUCCCGGCAGCAUCACAUCUCCAGCUGCCUCCAGCUUCAUCGGGACCUCGUAAGUCUCGGCAAUCUUGCCUGAUUAUAGGGGGCACUACCGACAAAUCAUUUCUCCUCCUUACAAUAUGUAUCAACACGCACUGUGGCUCAAACGUUAAGCCACUUUUCCCUUUUGGUAUAACUAUCUACAUGUUAAACCAUCCAGAUUUCAAUAUAUCGUCAUGCUUGCGGUUGUGUGGAUAUUAUGGCAUAUGUAUAUAUAUGUCAACAAGCCUUAUAGGUAAUGUCAAGCUGGCACUUCUGGAUUCAGAAUAUAUAUCAAACUAAAGCAAGGCUUCUCAGUCUGUGUUUCUCACGAUAAGUAGAAAAGGUGAUAAUUACAAGUACUCAUUCUUUUCUUCUGAGGUACAGGUAGCAAUCUUAGAAGCAAGGUAUGUUAUUAUUAUCCAAUGUAUGAAAACUAAUAUAUAUAAUUCCUCAAGUUUAUAUCUUAUAAAAUCAAACCAUUUAGUCGUAAUAUGUCAUUUUUGCUGUAUUGUUUAUGCCUACAGGUUGCUCGUCUGUUUGACAGAUAUUCUGUAUAGAUUAAAAGGCUAGAUAAGUAAAUCCAGUACACCGUAUGGUGAGUUAAUACAGGUAGAAUUCAUCCAGUAUUUUCAAUUCCUUGGUUUGUAUGUAUCUAGCUUGGUGAUGUCUCUCCUUGGUAAGUAUCUGGUAUGUAUCCUGUGUCCCAAUAGAGGUAGAAUUGCUAGGGUGUAGAAUCAGGGGAUCACAGCUGGAGAGCUUGUUACUCUGUCCAUGUUCGUUAUUUCAGCUUCACUGUAGAGCUAUU
This is a messenger RNA of Owenia fusiformis, 882 nucleotides long. NCBI's taxonomy places the organism in Eukaryota, Metazoa, Annelida, Polychaeta, Sabellida, Oweniidae. The record is from the annotation of a GenBank genome assembly.